Myiozetetes cayanensis is the source of this 3059-nucleotide messenger RNA. RefSeq names its product holocytochrome c-type synthase. Gene Ontology annotation, molecular function: holocytochrome-c synthase activity. The coding region runs from base 137 to 955 and encodes 272 amino acids. Gene Ontology annotation, cellular component: mitochondrion. The record is from RefSeq and is a predicted model, not a curated record. The transcript has 7 exons. Gene Ontology annotation, biological process: cytochrome c-heme linkage. Lineage: Eukaryota; Metazoa; Chordata; Aves; Passeriformes; Tyrannidae.
CGGGGCCCCCGCGCAGGCGUGGAGCUGCUGCCGGUUAUCGCGAGGCGCAGGGGCGGGCGCGGGGGCGCGGAGCGGGCCGGGCCGGGCUGGGCCGGGCUGAGGAACUUGAUGCUCGAAGGCUCUGUGUGUGGGAGCCAUGGGUUUGUCUGCAUCCUCCCCGGCUGCUGCAGGUCAGUCGCCACAUGAAUCCAGGCAGUACCAGACGGCGUCUCCACCUUCAGAAUGUCCCAUGCAUCAGGAAAAAAUGAGCGGUUGUCCAAUGCACAUGAAAACUGCUGAUCACAGAACCGAGAAUACAGAUGAUGUUCCUGCACAUCAAGAAAGAGCUUAUGAGUUUGUAGCAUGUCCUGUGAAGUCUGGUUCAUCUCAAGUGAAAGAUGACAUAGAUCCUAGCAAUAUGAUGCCUCCUCCUAAUCAGCAGCCAUCCCCAGGUCAACCAUUUCCGUUGUCAACUGUUAGAGAAGAAUCUUCUAUUCCUAGAGCGCAUUCUGACAAGAAAUGGGUCUACCCUUCAGAGCAAAUGUUCUGGAAUGCUAUGCUAAGAAAAGGGUGGAGAUGGAAAGAUGAUGACAUAACAAGUGAAGACAUGACCAACAUCAUAAAGAUUCACAACCAAAAUAAUGAACAAGCUUGGAAGGAGAUUUUGAAGUGGGAAGCCCUUCAUGCUGCGGAAUGUCCAUGUGGACCAUCACUGAUGCGGUUUGGAGGCAAAGCAAAGGAGUAUUCACCAAGAGCCAGAAUACGUUCAUGGAUGGGAUAUGAGCUACCCUUUGACAGACAUGAUUGGAUUGUUGACCGGUGUGGAAAAGAAGUGCGCUAUGUUAUUGAUUACUACGAUGGUGGAGCAGUGGAUAAGAACUACCAGUUCACCAUCCUGGAUGUGCGCCCUGCUUUGGACUCUCUUUCGGCUGUGUGGGACAGAACAAAGGUAGCCUGGUGGCGCUGGACUUCAUAACUGCUCCUGUGGUGUGUACUCAAAAAGUAACUAUUUUCCUCCUAGACAAAGGAUAAGUGAAUACCAGGACUUGAAACUGAAGUUCACUGCAACUGUUAUUGUUUUCAGGAUCACCACUGUUCUUUGGGGAUGGGAAGGGAGGACAGGGAAAUCUGUUGUUAAGCACACCAAUGCUUUUUGGUGUUUCAAAUGGAAUAAUAAAGUUAUAGCAGCAAAAACAUGUAUCUUAAUUUUCUUAAAAACUGGGGAACCUUUCUUAUUUUGGCUCAUAUUGUGCAUAAGCUUGCCGACUCCUCAUUUCAUGACUUUGGUGCUGCACCAAAUACAUUACAGCUCUGAUUCUGAGUUUUGAGUAUUAAUUAGUGAGAACUGGAAAUCUCAUAAAUCACUUCACGUAGUUAAAGUGUUUGGAUACGUCAGUGAUGCAUAGAGGGUAAAAGAUCUGGACUGUUUCGAACUGCAUGUUUUACUAACAAUAUAAACCCAUGUAUUUGUUUUCACGUGGGCACUUUACGUAUUCAAUAACAUGCUUCCUCAGAAAACUUCAGUUGAGGUCAUUCAGUUAAAGGAAGUAUAGUGUAGUAUGAGUAUUUUAAAGGUAUGUUAAAUUGAAAAGGAGAAUAUACUCAUGCUUUAAUCUGCAGUUUAUCUUUGAACAGAAGAUCAUCUGUUAGAAUCAGGAAAUGAGUGUCACUUUUAAAACAGCAUUUCUAAAAGGAGAUAAAUUUGAUAUUUAAUGGCUAUUUAUUUGAGUAUUUAAAAGGUUUUUCUGAUGUAAGAAAAUGUAUUAUUUUAGUGUUUUCAUAUCUUUCAUGUGUGUCAUGUAAUGCAUUCAAUACAGAGAUAAGCCUUAUUUAAAGAAACUCAUGCAGUGCAUCUGUAUUUGGCAUCUUGGCUUCAUCAACUGUGUUGUAGCAUGUUUGUUUGAUAUAAAACAGAAUCGCACAAGAGUGUGUGACUACACGGUCACGUGUGAUUAUAGCGAGGCCUGUUACAGCUGUGUAUAUAACUUGGCUAACGGUAUCAAAAGUGCCAAGAAAUACGGUUGAUUUGAAUGUUUUCUAAGAAUGAUGCGUGUUAAUGCUGUGUGGAUUAAAGCAUUGAUUAAUGGUUGUGCUUAAUAAGGGAAACUGUCUUUUUUUUUAAGUCUUCCACUGUCAUAGCUUUAAAUUUCCAUGGCUCAGUAAGUUGGAAAGGAGUAAGAGCAAUAUCACAUUGUAGCUUCUCAAAUGGGGGAAGCUGCCUUCAGAAAACUUCCCAGCCUUAACUGGGAAACAGCUGUUUCAUUUUCUAAGUACUUAGGUUUAACUGCCAUUGGAAGCUUUUUUUUCUUUUCUUUGUUCUUCUUUCUUUUUUUUUUUUUUUUCUUGCGGGGAAACUCCCCAACUUCCCCUUUGGGAAAAAUUUAGUCAGGGAAGCUUUCAUACUUUAGAAUUCUAAAUGGUUCCCACUUCAGAGACAACUGUUAUGCAUGGUAGGAAUAGACAUUACCCAGAAGUCUAGAAUCCUAAGAGGAAAACCACGCUCUUACCCAUACCCGCUUUGCUCAUUCCUUUUUCACAUUUCUAGUGAUUCAUAUGUAUAUAUAUAAAUGAUAAAUAGGAAAAGAAAAAAAUUCCAUCUGAGUAGGCAGAAUAUGUAUAAGGUAUAUGAGAAGUGUGUGAGCUUGUAUGAAGACAUAUCUGACAAUGAAGUAACUGCUUCUCUGUUCUAACAGUAAAGAUUUAGGCUUACUGCUUUUUGGGGUUUUUUGGGUUUUUUUGAUUGGUUUAUGCAUCUGGUAACUUGAUAUACUGAGGAUUCUGUGUUUCUCACAACUAAAUAUGGAAAGGGUACACCACUGUAGGGGUACUUCAUUCAGAAGGUUCAAAAGAAUGGGUUUGCUUGGUUGGUUUUGGCAGUGUGAUGUUGAGUGCAUUAUGGAAAUUUGUUACUGCUGCUAAAUCUGGUGAAACCUGUCACAUGCCACUUCAUGCAUUCACUGUCUCCUGUUACAUUUCAUCUUCCAUAGAUUCAAAGUUGUUCUUUACUGUGCUACUGUUAAUGAAAUGUUCUACUUUGUCAUCAAACUAAAAGGAGAAUCAAAUAAAUAUACUUUUCUUAA